AUGACGAUGAGGCACAUGUACAAAUUGCAGGCUGUAACAGACCCAAACGGAGAAGUUUCUUUCCUCCAGACAGUCCGACGCCGACGGCCCGGUGCGCCUGCGCAGCACAAGUCGCUCCUGAGCGAUACGCUGCGCCCCACGACGGUGGAGCGGGAUGGCAGAUUCCUCUCGCUCUUCACAAUCGUGCAGUUCCAGAACCAGGGCUGCGCUGCCUCGUCUGGUGACAACGGAACCUGCCUCACCUCAGCAGAGUGUUCUGACCGCGGUGGUGUGGCCAGCGGGCCAUGCGCUAAUGGCUACGGGGUCUGCUGCGUCUUUUUAGCAACAUGUGGCCACAGCACCAAGGAAAACUGUACCUACUUUGUGAACCAAGGUUACCCAGGGCCCUACGAUGGUACUGGAUCUUGCCAGCUGACUAUUAACAAGGCACAUCCUGACAUCUGCCAGUUCAGGCUGGAUUUUGAUCAAUUCAAUAUAGCAGGUCCGGAAUCAGUCAACCACAUGUGUAACAAUGAUCAGUUCAUUGUAGCAGGUGGCAACCCUGCUCCACCUAUAUGUGGAAUUAAUAAUGGAAACCACAUGUACAUCGAUGCAGGGAUAGGGAACACGAACCCAGUGACACUCAACUUUGUGACAAGUGGACCGUCUUUUCCACGAAACUGGAAGGUGAAGAUAUGCCAGAUCCCAUGCAACACCAUCUACAGGGCUGAAGAGGGGUGUCUCCAGUACUUCACCGGUGUAUCUGGCCAGAUUAAGUCAUACAACUAUGAUCCAGGGGCAGGACUGCAACUGUCUAAACAGGAUUACAGCGUCUGUAUCCGCAUGGAGAGGAACUUCUGUGGAAUUCAGUAUACAGCCUGCCCUGAUUCAGUGAACAACAGGACGCAUGCUUUCACUCUGUCUGGCAACACCCUAGGACAGACUGCAGUAUCCUCCAGCACCGGUACAUUGGGACCCAACUCUUGCAACGAAGACUGGCUGAUUAUCCCAUGCACAACAAAUACUGGCAGAACUGAACUGACAACAUGUGUGGAUCGCAUCUGUGGGGGAACUUUCAAUACAGAAAUCUCUACGACACCAGCAACAGUAAUCAGCACAGUGAAACCGUUCAGAUUGACCGUCCACACAAACAAUGUUGAAGCUCCGAGUGACGUUGGCAACCGAGGGUUCUGUCUCAACUACGUGCAGCAACCCUGCACGAAUAACUUUGAAAUAUGACAGUAUGAACUGCAAAUUAACUAUCUGUCAUGUGAAGGUUACUGUGCUAUAAUAAACCAUGCACUUGCAUUAUUUUGGCUGCAAUUGAAAUACCAGUUCAAUUCCAUUCAGAGAAAAGGCUAUUCUGAUCAACAGAGAUUCAUCUACCAGUGUACAAAACUUCAAAACCAUCAA
This is a messenger RNA of Cryptotermes secundus, 1392 nucleotides long. RefSeq lists its product as uncharacterized. NCBI's taxonomy places the organism in Eukaryota, Metazoa, Arthropoda, Insecta, Blattodea, Kalotermitidae. The transcript has 8 exons. The coding region runs from base 1 to 1218 and encodes 405 amino acids. The record is from RefSeq and is a predicted model, not a curated record.